Molecule: messenger RNA, 1677 nt
Organism: Cladophialophora yegresii CBS 114405
Lineage: Eukaryota; Fungi; Ascomycota; Eurotiomycetes; Chaetothyriales; Herpotrichiellaceae
Exons: 3
Coding region: 1-1677 (558 amino acids)
Source: RefSeq, a predicted model, not a curated record
AUGUCGCUCUGUCCAAAUGGGGCUCCGCCCAUGUUCUUGCCAUGGACAAACGUCACAGUCACGACCAACCAGAAGGCCAUAACUAGAGGCAUUCAGGUGUCCAUGGGGAGUCCGCCACAGAUAGUAUCGCUCAGGCCAAGCACUUCCGACGAUGUUCUGUAUGUGGUGAAUCGAGAGCAGUGCUCUCCACAAUACAAUGACUCCUGUAUCGGACUGUACGGUGGUGUCUUCGACUACUCAAAAUCACAGACGUUUCUACAGGUUGCAGAGGCUCAAUGGAACGGUACACUCGAAUCGAACCCAAAUCAACUGUCCUUCGUCCACUUCAACGAUCUUUUGACCUUUGGGAAUGCUUCCAUAUAUGGAUAUCCUGCGGUAUAUGACGAACCCGGCUAUGGUGGACAAGGCGUUAUCCCGCUCGGAGCUGGUUCGGACUUCCUGAGGAUUGGCGUUGAAACCAAUUCCACACCAUCCACCGUUUUCGGACUCUGGCCUGGCUCUCGGUCCAUCGACCACCCAGUCGACGGGUCACUCGUUAUCGGCGGCUAUGACACGACCAGAAUCAAUGGCACUCUGACCACUUUCGACUCUCAGGAACAGUGUGAGAUGUGCGUCGUCAUCACUGGCCUCUCUUACUCCGACGAAACCGGCUCUACGAACCUCUUUUCCAAUUCAUCCGAAUCGCUUCAAGUCAACUUGAAUCCUUCACAAAGGGUGCUCUACGUCCCGCAAGGCGUUUGGGAAAACUUUAAGACAGCUACUGGUGGCUACUACAACGCCUCGUAUCUGUCUUAUGCAUCCAACGCUGUACCAACAGGUAAUGUCACCGUGACGCUGCAGAAUGGCUACAAGUCCGUCAUCCCUGCUGAGGAAUUGUUCUACUACCCACGCGGCUACAACGACGAUGGCCAAUACGAGGUUGUCGACAACACGUACCAGAUCAGCACGGUCAUCAAUACUACCAGCGACGGAUACGUGCUGGACUGGGGUAUCCCUUAUAUGACAAUGAACUACAUUAUCGCAGACUACAAGCGCUCGCAGUUCCAGAUGGCACCCGCAAUUCGGACAAACUUCGACAAUAUAGGGGGUGGCUAUGCGCUCAAGGCGUCCUGUGAUCCAACGACGGAAGCAACACCUGCUCCGACCAGCAGUGCGACGGUCGGUCCUGUUUCGACCACAGCAGCCGCCUCAUCCCACCACAGCAGCAGCAACGUCGGUCCUAUCGUCGGAGGGGUGGUAGGUGGCGUGCUCGGUCUCAUCCUCAUCGUUGGUGGACUUGCGCUGCUGUUCUACCGAAGCCGGCGGCGCAGGAAUUUUGCAGCUAGCGGCGAACACGGACAGCCCAUGAUGACACAACCGAUGGCUAAUGAUGGCAUACCGCACAAUGGUGGAUCGCAAGCGGACAGGUAUUCUCGCUGGACAGCGAUGUCUCCCACAGAGGCACCCAGCGAGCUGGGGGGAGGCGAAAAGACAAACGGGGCACAUGCGAGCGUCAAUCAAUGGCUGUCAAGUCAAGCUAGUGAUACGCAGACGGUUGUGAGCUCCACGUCGCCGAACCCCAAUGUCGGCGCAACACUAGGACAUAACAUGGGCUCGCCCCAGACCACUCAUCAGCAGCAAACGGGGACGAUGGAUAGACCAUUCGAGAUGCCCGCCCAGCCAUAUGAUACUCGGUAG